This is a messenger RNA of Medicago truncatula (barrel medic), 2068 nucleotides long. RefSeq lists its product as uncharacterized. Lineage: Eukaryota; Viridiplantae; Streptophyta; Magnoliopsida; Fabales; Fabaceae. The transcript is spliced from 2 exons. The record is from RefSeq and is a predicted model, not a curated record. The coding region runs from base 378 to 1691 and encodes 437 amino acids.
CAACCAAAAGAAAAGUGGCACCCAAACAAACAUGUACAUCAUCAUGCUCUUUCUCUAUUCAUUUUCAUGCUCCAUUCUUUAUUUUUUACCUACUGCCUCAAGCUCCUUUGUUCUCCAUAAAGCAAGCCACUUAUUUCAACUCCAAGUUUCUCCUUAUACCUCUCUCUCUCUCACUCUCACUCUCACACACACAUUGCUUGUUCCUCAAUUCAUGGAUUGAUCAAACAAAUGUCUUCAACCUACAUGUUAAUCUAGUAGUAUACAUAAUGGAUUGAUCGAACAUCAUGUUAUCAUUCAUUCUACUAGGGUGCAGGAAUUGGAUAAUUUAAUGGUUCAACAUUGAUGAACAGACAUUCAAGGCAAAAACAUUGAUUAGAAUGGAUUCAUUCAAUCAGAGUCAUCAAAACAACAACUUUAGGUACAAUCCAAAUUUGAAUAGAGCUACCCAAUUAGAUGAUGAAGAUGAAGCAGAGUUCACAGGUCUUCUUGAUGUCUAUGUUCAUCAUGCUAGAAACAUUCAUAACAUUUGCAUCUAUGAUAAUCAAGAUGUAUAUGCUAAAUUCUCCCUUACUUACAACCCUGAUGAAACUCUUUCUACAAGAAUAAUCAAUGGAGGUGGAAAAAAUCCAACAUUCAAUGAAAACUUGAGGAUGAAGAUAACUCAAAUAGAUGCUGUUAUGAAAUGUGAAAUUUGGAUGUUUAGUAGAGCAAGAAUUCACAUGGAGGAUCAACUUUUAGGGUUUGCUUUGGUUCCAAUUUCACAAAUUGUUGGAAAAGGAAAAGUAACUCAAGACUAUAGCCUUUCUUCAACUGAUCUUUUUCAUUCUCCAGCUGGAACUGUUCAAUUAACAUUAUCUUUAGACACAUCUUUGGUAUCAGAAUCAACAAAUAGUUCGUCGAUAUCGUCGGAAGUUAUUUUGCUUGAUAGAAAGAUAUCUGAAGUUAUGUUGGAUCCAAUUGAGUAUUCAAGAAUUGAAUUUCCUGACAUAAGUGUUGUUAAGGAGAAUCAACAAAUGGUUUCUCAAUACUUCAAUCUUGCUUGUGCCUCAAGUAACAACAAUUCAAGAAAGUUGCUACCAUUUCUCCAUCUUGGUGCUUCUCAUCAAUUUGAUGAUUAUGAAAUGAUGACUAUGAGUUCGCCAGAUGAGAAUCAGGUGGAUUCGAUCUCUCCCAAUGAAAGCCUUCACAAUUCCGGUUUGGUAAGCUCUACUAUCACAAGCUUAAGCGACGAUAGAAACUCUGCAGACUCGUUUGAGAAAAAGAAUCAUCUAGGAUGUGAUUCAACCAAGUUUGUUACUCUUUGUCCCGAUACACCAACUUCAAAGAAAGAAGGUGAAUCAAAAGAUGAUGAGAAAGAAGAAAAAUUCGCAAACAAAGACAAGGAAUGCAAGAAGGAAAGGAGCAUAGAAGUAACAAAGUUUGGACAAGUUUUUAAUUCUCCAUUAGGGAAUAUUAAUCUUGAAGCUGAGGAAUGUGCUAUGCAGAAGCAAAUAGUGGAUAUGUAUAUGAGGAGCAUGCAACAGUUUACCGAGUCCUUGGCGAAAAUGAAGCUUCCUAUGGACGUUGACAAACCCGAAAGACAAGAUCAUAGCGGUGAUGUGAUUUCAAAUCAUGAGAACAAGAAGUUAGAAAUUGACAAUAAGAAAAAGGAUGGUUCGCGUGUGUUUUAUGGUAGUAGAGCGUUUUUCUAAUCAUAAAUUUUAAAUUGCGGUAUGCAACUAUAGCUGCGGACAAAAUGUAAAGGAUUUAUAAGGUUCUGCAACCACUUAGCGGGUGUAAUUGUGGUUGCAUCGGUCACAUUUUUUCACAAUAUCAAGGAUCACAAUGUAGCUGCAAUAACAAUUUGAAUGCUGAAAAAAUAUCAAGAAAUGAGCUUAUGAGAGUUUAACUUAUGAUAGCAUCAUGUGCUUUUGUUUCUAUAGAAAUGUCUUUAUCUUUUUAACUUUGUGACUAUGUGUACCCAACAAAAAAAGCUUCUUCAGUAUGUGGAUUUUUCUGUAAUGUAGUAAUUGUAACAAAGGCAUUGAUUAAAGGAUGCUUUUUGGAUUAAUGUAAUUUUUGCAUAUAA